GGAUUUUUAUCACCGUGGAGAAUCAGGCAUUUCUUAAGGUACUCCUCCUUUGCUGUGGCUCGUUUUGACUCGGUUGUAGGAAGGUUUUGCCAUUCCACAGGGCAAGAAUCAAACCGAUAAGAUCAAAGGCUUUCAAGUAAUAGAAUUUUUUAUUGACAUCUUUGCGACUUUUAAACAAGAAGAGGAUGAGAGGCCCUACCGUGGCCUCGCUCACAGGACUGAUAGUGCUGGCAGCUUGCACCCACUUUCUCAAGGCGUCAGACAGCUGCAGUGGGGAGCUGGCCCGGCUGCAGGAGCAGGAGCUGCUUUUGAAGAGACAGCUUCAGAAACAGGAGCUCCUCCUACGCCGAUUACAUCUGAUGAACCAACCGGGCGACGUGAACGAUGCCAGAUCUGACCAGGUCCGGGACACGCAGCACGCAGACUGCUCCCAGGUCUACGGCUCUGGCCUCAAAUCCAGUGGUCUGUAUCGGAUCAAGCCCAGUGGGAGCCCCUCGGCGGUCAAAGUCUACUGUGAUAUGAGCGAAGGAGGAGGCUGGACUGUGCUGCAGAGACGGAUCAAUGGGGCAGAGACGUUUAACAGGUCGUGGACAGAGUAUAAGGAUGGCUUUGGAGAACUGAAUGCAGAAUUUUGGCUUGGAAAUGACAACCUGCAUUUCCUCACAACACAAGGGAAUUCUACAGUGAAGAUCAACUUGGAAGACUUUGAUGGCCACCAGCGUUACGCUGAGUACAAGAACUUUCAAGUAGCAAAUGAAAAGGAUCACUACCGCCUUACGUUCGGAGCUUAUGUUGGUACUGCUGGAGAUGCUCUGACUGGAAGCUAUCAGGUUCCUGAGUCAAAAUGGGCGAGCCACCAGGGCAUGAAAUUCAGCACCUAUGACCAGGACAAUGACAACUACAGAGGCAAUUGUGCUCAGGAAGACAAAGGAGGCUGGUGGUUCAAUAAAUGCCACUCAGCCAAUCUCAAUGGCAUGUACUAUCCCAACGGACACUACAGUGCUUCGACAGAUGACGGCGUGAUCUGGUACCCUUGGAGAGGGUGGUGGUACUCACUGAAGACCAGCACCAUGAAGCUGAGACCUGUAGAACACAACACUGGUCUCACUGACCAGGUUACAGUUUCUCCUAGGGCCCCCUCCUAGGUUAUAUUUGCUUUAGUAACUGGUGAAUACAUAGAAAAGGACUUUGCAUUCAGACAUAUCUUGAGAAUACUUAAAGCUGCAAUGACUAUUUCCUGAUAUGCAUUCUGUAUUAUACUUGUGUUGGGGCAAAGUAGAGAAAUCUAUAUGUACUACCAAGCAGUUUUUCAAAUAGGUUAUUAUUAAAAGUGUAAACGUUAAAUGGAAAGAGUUAAGGUAAACCAAAGCUGAGUUGCAUGCCUAAUAUGCACAAGCAAGGGAUAAAACAAGGACUUGUGAAAAGUUUUGGUCAGUUUCAGAGACUUAAAUGUUGCAAGAGGAAGUUGCAUCCAGGAUCUAUUAUGAAGGCUCAAAAGGAAAGUCUGAUACUAGUGUUACACACAAAUAUACUGGUAGAAACAUUUGACUGAAAGGAGAUAUCAUAUAGCUGGAGUUGAUUUAAGUAGUGUAUUCUAUCUGUAUAACAGAGCAGUAUUUCAUUUCAAAACUACCCUGUCCAGGAGUGUUCUGAUCCCUCCAAGGAACAGGGCCUACUGAUCUAAAGAUCAAAUGUAUUUGCAAAUAAAUCCCUAGAUAAAUAAAGUGGGUUGCUUUUAAAGA
Fundulus heteroclitus (mummichog) is the source of this 1742-nucleotide messenger RNA. RefSeq names its product fibrinogen-like protein 1. Gene Ontology annotation, biological process: regulation of immune response; negative regulation of T cell activation. Lineage: Eukaryota; Metazoa; Chordata; Actinopteri; Cyprinodontiformes; Fundulidae. Bases 186 to 1145 code for a protein of 319 amino acids. The record is from RefSeq and is a predicted model, not a curated record. The transcript is spliced from 7 exons.